Suillus discolor is the source of this 999-nucleotide messenger RNA. RefSeq lists its product as uncharacterized. The record is from RefSeq and is a predicted model, not a curated record. The transcript has 5 exons. NCBI's taxonomy places the organism in Eukaryota, Fungi, Basidiomycota, Agaricomycetes, Boletales, Suillaceae. Bases 46 to 777 code for a protein of 243 amino acids.
UUAACCAACUAGUAUCCGAGCUAUUCAUAUUACAUUCUUACUACAAUGGCACCAGCAGCAGCCAACUACUAUUCCGCUCCUCCCCAUGCACACCAGAAGCAACGUGGCUAUCGCAUCUGCGAUACUUGCGGUGCAGUUGAAAACCCAGUUGCCCAGAAGUUUAGACUCUGCGGUGGUUGUAUGACCACCCAGUAUUGUUCCACCGAGUGCCAAAAAUCGCAUUGGCCUUCUCAUAAGACCAUCUGUCAGCACACCGCUGCUCAGAUGUCAGGUGCAAAACAGCAGGCCAUCGGGCCUGCAUAUCCUGAUGAAAAUUUGGCGAAGUACCUUCGCAAGUUUACCUCAACACACUCUUCACUUCUCGGAUGGGCCGGCUUCCAAGCCCUUCAAUUAAAGCGCCUGCCUGCCAAUAUCCGGCAAAGUGCGUUGCUUAUCGAGCUGAGCUACAAUGCUCACGCCGAAUCAUUAUAUCGUUUCUCAGUGGCAAAUACGCAUAUAGUCUCUCGGACAUUCGUAACCAGCCAUGAUCCACUCGUAGCCGCUGAUAUCAGCCGACGAGAAGAACGCUGUCGACGCAGUGGGGGAAUUGGAACCCUUGUUAUACUCGUGCAGUGUGGUGGCAUUUCUCAAGUUAUGCCUGUGGAAGUCGACCCACCUAGUAAAAUCUCGUGGGAUCCACGAGACGAUUGGGCGGAAGUCCUCCGCCAUUUCGUUGAAUCUGGCCGAACAGAUUUCAAACCUAUAUCCACGACCGCCAGGGGGGUCGUUUAUGGCUAAUCUAAGAUCAUCGCCUUCAUGACUUAUGAUUAUCUUUUGGCAACGUGGAUCGUUGCAUGACCAGCAUAUUUUCGUUCCGCUGCAUCGUGUUCGGACAAUUUGUACUAUUUACGUCGCAUCAUUACAACCCAUCAUACCUCACGAUUUCAUGUUAUGUUGUAAUUGUACUGCAUGUCGAUUUAAUGAUUAUCACUCAAUACAUUUGAAACUUGAAUAUUGAAA